AUGGGGUCACCGUUGUCCAGCUUGAUUGCUGAGGCAGUGUUACAGCGACUGGAGGCACUGGCCUUCGAUUACUAUCGGCUACGAUUGUGGGUACGGUGUGUUGAUGACACAUCUGUCAUCAUCAAUCGGGACAAGAUUGGGAAAUUCACGCAACAUCUGAACUCCAUCUUCCCAGAUAUCCAGUUCACGAUGGAGGAGGCCCAGAAGACGGUCAUGCCAAAAUACGAAGUGGGCGAGCGGUCAGUUAGCAACACCGAGUCGGGUCUGACUCUAGAAAUUCAUGUCCCGGAGACUUAA
Messenger RNA from Spirometra erinaceieuropaei, 297 nucleotides. The record is from the annotation of a GenBank genome assembly. NCBI's taxonomy places the organism in Eukaryota, Metazoa, Platyhelminthes, Cestoda, Diphyllobothriidea, Diphyllobothriidae.